This is a messenger RNA of Pisolithus orientalis, 1483 nucleotides long. RefSeq names its product Alpha/Beta hydrolase protein. The record is from RefSeq and is a predicted model, not a curated record. The transcript has 4 exons. Lineage: Eukaryota; Fungi; Basidiomycota; Agaricomycetes; Boletales; Pisolithaceae. The coding region runs from base 181 to 1212 and encodes 343 amino acids.
CGGCCGAGUUCUGACAGACGCUGGACGUGCUGUCGCGCGUCAUCGCGCCACGGUCAUGUGAUGCUAUAAUGCCUGAUUUGGGCAAGUUCAAGUUCCCCGGCCGAUCCCCUGGGUAUUAGGCACAAGUCCCGAGCGCAUACUAAUACCACCUCGAAGGUGUGGGUUCAGUCACUCCCCCUGAUGGCCGCGGUCGCCCCAUACGCCAGGCAGCCAUGGAAGACCAUUUACAUUACUUCCGAAGUGCUCCUUAUCAUUACUUUGUUGCCAGUAUGGGCAGUUACUUUUCUAUUCACGCGCCCGCGGCCAACAUGGUCGUGGACCCAGUCCAUGCUCGUAGCAGUCGUGCGACGCCUCGCCGACAUGCCGAACGCCGUCGGAGCGUUCUUGCCUUUCCCGGACUAUCGUGCGAUUGAACCCACGUCGAACGCAGAAGGAGCCUGGAUAGACGGUGUACCCGAUCUCAUCACCGCAGAGCUCAAGGUCUUCUCAGCAGUCGCCAACGUUGCGCCAGUCCGCAUUCCAGGGUACUGGUAUGCCAAGAAAGGUUUCCCCCGGAAACCUGCCUCCCCAGUCGAACCCAACCAAAGAGUAUUCUUACUCAUACACGGGGGAGCGUUCACGCAACUCUCUGCGCACCCUAAGUGUAUGACAUCCACCCUCCCACAGAGUCUCGUAGAACUAUCAGACAAUGCGACACACGCUCUUUCAGUAGAGUACCGUCGUUCGUCCAUUUCUCCUUUACCCGAUCAACAUCCCUUCCCAGCCGCAUUGCUUGACUGCGCUCGCAGGAUACAACUACCUCGAAACCUCGCCCUCGCCCUAGCGCGAUAUCUCGUCGAGAACAAGGGCACUGCGGACGUGCCUUUACCCUCACCUCCCGGGCAUCUCCUACUCGUCUCGCCCUGGGCAGACUUGAGUAACUCACAUGCGACUCCAGGCUCAGCGGCCUUCACUAACAACGCAGACGUUAUCGGCAGUUUUUACACGGGUAGGGGGAUAUCCGCCGGAUUCCCGCGUACGUUUAUUAUUGCUGGUGGCGCCGAAAGGCUCGUCGAUCAGAUACGUACGCUGAGAGAUAAGAUGGCCAAGGAUAUGGAAGCAAGCCAGGUGGGAUAUUACGAAGGGACGGAUGCGAUCCAUGAUUAUUUCAUUUUCACUUGGCAUCCUGGGCGCUUUGAUGUACUCAAAGCGAUCCAGGAAUGGCUCGCUUAGGCCGCUGGGUUGACAUUGUUCGUCAGUCUUAUACCCGAGAACCUAGAAAGUACCCACACUCUAAUACUGUCGGAUCUUUUUAUCCCGCAGUAUGGUUCAACUGAGGUUCGCCGUUCCUUGAACGGGGUUUACUAUAGUAAUGUUGCUCUACCGACUGUGUCGCAGUGUACGGUCUGCACGUUUUGAUACCUAAUUUGUUCCAUGCUUGGUAGUGUGUUCGCGACUGUACUUCGCAUAUCAUAGAGUCAGGGUAACUCGGUAGAAUUUUUCC